Molecule: messenger RNA, 1047 nt
Organism: Salvelinus sp. IW2-2015
Lineage: Eukaryota; Metazoa; Chordata; Actinopteri; Salmoniformes; Salmonidae
Product: large ribosomal subunit protein mL49
Biological process (GO): translation
Cellular component (GO): ribosome; mitochondrial large ribosomal subunit
Molecular function (GO): structural constituent of ribosome
Source: RefSeq, a predicted model, not a curated record
ACAAGAUAGUAACUACUAACAAUUGGAUACCACGAAAUUGGGGAGAAAAGGGGGUAAAAAUUUAAAUAACUAAAAUAUUCCAACACAGUUUAUGAAUGAAAAKGACGUAUUUAACUGCGCAUACCUAUGACGUUGUAUUCUCUGAUCCCGCCCACGUGUGGUGGUCUAAAGAAACAUGUCGCUCCCCUUCAUACACAGAUCCGCGAUGUUAUGCAGAGGAUUUAGGGCAAGUUUAAAUCUUUACGACCACACGACAAGGAUUCCAAAUACUACGAUACGAUUACGAACAUUGUGUAGCUCAGUUGGAGAAGCAAAUAUUGGGAUAUUACAAUCUACAGAAGAAUACAAAUUUGUKGAACGACUGAUCCCACCUUCACGAGUGCCCAUUCCCCCUAAACAUGACGGUCCUUCCCCAUCUGGCUGGACUCCUCCAUCAGAGGUGCCUCCUGCUUUGCCAUACAUGAUCCGUCGCUCCCGAAUGCACAAUGUUCCUGUCUACACAGACCUCACCCAUGGCAGCCGCAAGACAACCCUAGUACGCAAGGUUGAAGGGGACAUCUGGGCUCUUGAGAAGGAUGUUAAGGAGUACCUGCAACAGCUUACUGGCAAAGACCUGCCAACACAGGUCAAUGAGGUGACCAUGACACUUCGGGUCAAAGGUCACUUUGAUACAGAGCUGAAGGAGUGGCUGGUGGAGAAGGGAUUCUAACUGGACCGCUGAUAAACUGUUGCAGAAGAGUUGUCAGAGAAAGAGUGCAUACUUUUCUACAUGAAACCCAACAAUUUGAAAUGCAUCCUGUAUUGAAAUAGAAUAGAUAAUUAAGAGACAGUUGUUUGUAGAUGUGCUCUGUCAAUUAUAUUUGUAUGGAAUACCUUACGCUCAGCUGAUAAACAUACUUGAAAGUUGAAUUAUUAAAUGGCCCUUUCCUAUGGGUGGGGGGGGGCUGCUUUACCCACUUACUCUAUUUUUAUUUGAUAUCCACAGGAACAAUAUCAGUUGUAAGUUUGAUUCAUGAGUUGUAUUGCUAUAAAAUAAUAUCACCAUUA